AUGUAUGAAGGACCACGAAAAGGCGACACGAACAACGAUUUGAGUGGCGACGAAAGUCAUGAUGAAAAAAUCCGCAGCAUAAAAGAGGACUUUGAAAAACACAAAAAGGACCAUCGGGAGCUCAAAGAUCAACUUUUUACUCUCGUGGAGGACAAUAAACGUCUUAAAGACGCCAUUAAAACCGACAUUAAGAAGCCCCAUCAGCUGGAUCAAGAAACGGAAAGACUUAAAAAGCAAAUUUCCGUGUUGAGUAACGAAAAUAAAAAUUUAGAACAACUUUGGCAGACAUCUCAAAGGACUGUGACGACGCUCGAAGCGGAAAUCGCUCGUUAUCGCCAACAACUCUCGCGACCGGAUUCAAUUUUCUCAUUGAAACAAGAAUAUGCACGUCGCGUCAAAGAAAUGGAAAGCAACUUAAAGGACUGUAAAUUAAAUUUGGAGCGAGAAACAGGACUGAAUACCGAACUGAAACGAGAAAAAUCCGAAAUGGAUGGAAAAUCGCGACUUUUGGAGCAAAAAUUCCAAGAAAUUCUCCUGCAAAAGAAACAAAUCAUCGAUAAAUGCAUGAAAACUGACGCCGCAUUGACAAAUGCACGCGCUCAAAUUCAAUUACUGCAAAAAGACAAGUUACAAUUGGAACAACAACUGCAGGCAGCGAAUCAAGCCGUUAAAGAACACGUAGCGAAAGAAAAUGAAGCAAUAUCCAAAGUACAUGAGGCUUUAACGCUCGCCGAAUCAGCAAUUAGUGAAAAAGAAGCUUGUCUUGCACGCGAAAAGGAAAGUCGCGAAGAAGUUGACUACCUGGCACGAACAAUUGGACAAGUGAUGGAAGAGGCAGCAAAAAAAGUAGACGACGAUAUCGAAGUUUUGCGCAAGGAACACAACAAAGAAGUCGAAAAAUUGGAAGAAGCUUUGGAAAAAAGCAAAGCUGCGUUGGAAAAUCAAACGAGAAAGACAAAAAUCGCAGAACAAAAGUACAAAGAAAUGGAGGAACGUGCAAAAAAUUUGUCAAAAACGAACAUUAUGUUGGAUAACGAUCUUCAUAAAGCGUCUCAGACUAUCAUCGAUUUAGAGCUCAAAAUCGACACUUUAGACAAGUCAGUGAAGAAAGAACAGGAACAUAGUCGUCUCUGCGAGGAACGUGCCCGACAAUUGCAGGAUUUAGUUGAGUCCAGUAAACGAAUGAAGCAUGGAUGGAAGCAGAUGACGUUAGAUAUCACCUCAAAACUGCAAGGAAAAAUCAAUGAACUGUCUCUGGCGAACAGGAAACUCGAAACGGAAAAUUGUAAGCUGAAGAAAUCCUUGAUGGGCACGCGAACAUCGAAACCUUUGAUGAGUUCAACGACCUCCAGCACUGACAGGUCCAGCAAUAAAGACGAAGAAAGCUAA
Molecule: messenger RNA, 1389 nt
Organism: Culicoides brevitarsis
Lineage: Eukaryota; Metazoa; Arthropoda; Insecta; Diptera; Ceratopogonidae
Product: myosin heavy chain, cardiac muscle isoform-like
Exons: 3
Coding region: 1-1389 (462 amino acids)
Biological process (GO): cilium assembly; clustering of voltage-gated sodium channels
Cellular component (GO): centriole
Source: RefSeq, a predicted model, not a curated record